This is a messenger RNA of Panicum virgatum (switchgrass), 2167 nucleotides long. RefSeq names its product laccase-25-like. Gene Ontology annotation, biological process: lignin catabolic process. Lineage: Eukaryota; Viridiplantae; Streptophyta; Magnoliopsida; Poales; Poaceae. Gene Ontology annotation, cellular component: apoplast. Gene Ontology annotation, molecular function: hydroquinone:oxygen oxidoreductase activity; copper ion binding. The coding region runs from base 86 to 1813 and encodes 575 amino acids. The transcript is spliced from 5 exons. The record is from RefSeq and is a predicted model, not a curated record.
UAACAGUUCUCUUCUCUAACAACCAAAUCAUAUCUUAGCUUGUUCCUUUUCACCCAGCUACUAGUCUCUGUGUUCUUGGUCGUUGAUGAAGAAAGCCAUGGCCUGGGCUUGGCUACUGCCUCUCGGCCUCGUUUUCUUUGCCUCUGUCGCUCAAGCUGCUGUUGUGGAGCACACCUUCAAUGUCGGGAACCUGUCUAUAAGCCAGCUGUGCCAGCCGGCGAGGAUCAUCACGGCGGUGAACGGGCAGCUCCCCGGCCCGACCAUCGAGGCCCGGGAGGGCGACACGGUUGUUGUCCACCUCGUGAACCAGUCGCCCUACAACAUGACCAUCCACUGGCACGGCGUGUUCCAGCGCGGCUCGCCGUGGGCGGACGGCCCGUCGAUGGUGACGCAGUGCCCCGUCCAGCCGGGCGCCAACUACACGUACCGCUUCAACGUGACGGACCAGGAGGGCACGCUGUGGUGGCACGCCCACAUCUCCUUCCACCGCGCCACCGUCUACGGCGCUCUCCUCAUCCGCCCCCGCGGCGGCGCCGCUGCCUACCCCUUCUCCCCCAAGCCCCACCGGGAGGAGACCGUCAUCCUCGGCGAGUGGUGGAACGCCAGCGUCUACGACCUCGAGCGCAUGGCGUUCCUCACCGGCAACCCCGCCGGCCCCGCCGACGCCUACACCAUCAACGGCAAGCCGGGGGACUCGGACAACUGCUCCACCGCUAACCAGACUUACACGUUCCGGGUGCGGCGCAACGAGACGUACCUGCUCCGGAUCAUCAACGCCGCGCUCAACACGCCCAUGUUCCUCAAGGUGGCCAACCACAGCUUCACCGUGGUGGCCGCGGACGCCGCCUACACGACACCGUACGAGACGGACGUGGUGGUGGUGGCGCCGGGCCAGACCGUGGACGCGCUCAUGGCCGCGGGCUCCGCCGCGGGCCGGUACUACAUGGAGGCAUCGCCCUACGACAGCGCCGUCGGCGCGACCCCGCCCUUCAACCCGACCACCGCCACGGCCGUCGUCGAGUACGCCGGCGCGCCCGCGGGGGGCGAGCCGGCAAAGCCGCCGCGGCCACCGUCCAACGACACGGCCACCGCGUUCCGGUUCCUCUCCAACCUUAUCGCGCUGGUGCUCCCCGGCAAGCCGACGGUGCCGCUCGCCGUGGACACGCGCAUGUUCGUCACCGUCGGGCUUGGCGUCUCCGACUGCCAGCCGGACCAACUGUUCUGCAACCGGAGCCGCACCGUCUUCUCCUCCAGCAUGAACAACGCCUCCUUCGUGCUCCCCGCCCUCGGCAAGCCGUCCAUGCUGGAGGCGCACUACCGGAACGAGUCCGCCGACGUGUACACCCGCGACUUCCCCGACCGGCCGCCGCUGGCCUUCGACUACACCGCCGACGCCAGCAACACCGCGACCCUGCAGUACACGACCAAGUCCACCAAGGUGCGGACGUUGCGGUACAACGAGACGGUGGAGAUGGUGCUGCAGAACACGCGGCUGAUCGCCAAGGAGAGCCACCCCAUGCACCUCCACGGCUUCAACUUCUUCGUGCUCGCCCAGGGCUUCGGCAACUACGACGAGGCCGCGGCGGCGCCGGGGUUCAACCUCGUCAACCCGCAGGAGCGCAACACCGUCGCCGUCCCCACCGGCGGCUGGGCCGUCAUCCGCUUCGUCGCCAACAACCCUGGGAUGUGGUUCAUGCACUGCCACUUCGACGCCCACCUUGACUUGGGGCUGGGAAUGGUGUUCGAGGUCCAGGACGGGCCGACGGCGGAGACAUCGGUGCCGCCGCCGCCACUGGACCUACCCCAGUGCUAAAACCCAGAUCAAAUGCGAUUCUUUGAAUUGGGCGAUGGAUUUGUCAACAGAAAAAGUGUACAAGCUUUGUCUAGCUAUGUUGUUGUGAUUUUUAACUAUUGUUUGUCCGGUCCGUUACAAGAUUGUGGUAGACUGGUAGUCGCAUAUAUAUAUACUUGCAUAGGGAGCACACGCAUUUUUAUAUGUAAAGAGUCGAGUAGUCAUGGGUAUGAUUGUUUGAGUUUGGUGUAUAAAUAAGUUGGAUAUGUCAACACGUGAAGCAGUCUGGAUAGCAGUUGCUCGGUUGUGACAUUUGACUAGCUGCUCUUUAUCCGCUCGUAUCUAAUCAAUAAAAUUUAUAAAAGUGAGUCCCCA